Molecule: messenger RNA, 1904 nt
Organism: Hippocampus zosterae (dwarf seahorse)
Lineage: Eukaryota; Metazoa; Chordata; Actinopteri; Syngnathiformes; Syngnathidae
Product: gastrula zinc finger protein XlCGF8.2DB-like
Exons: 2
Coding region: 331-1587 (418 amino acids)
Biological process (GO): regulation of cytokine production; negative regulation of transcription by RNA polymerase II; regulation of immune system process
Cellular component (GO): nucleus
Source: RefSeq, a predicted model, not a curated record
AGUUUGUCCAAGUGUACUUGCCGUACAACUUUAGGCCCAGCUUUUUCAUGUACGGUUUGACUAGCCAAAAAAGCUUUAUGGUACAGCGCUGCUGAUUUAGUCCUUAGCGUGCAGAAGGCCCCACACAGACAAUCCGAUUACUUUUUUACGGGACUAAAACAUCAUUAAGUGCUCGUUUCAUGCUGAACUUGCACUUCGAAGGUAUUCCUCUUAGCUUAGCUUCAAUUAUCUUAGCCUAGCUUAAUUUAACUUGUCCUGCAACCACGAACGAAGAGACUCGCAAAGCGGAGAUCAAGUGGGAGUGUUACAUGUUGUGAUUAUCGCGUGAAAAUGUGUGAUGAAAGGAUGAAAGAAGAGAACAAGGAGGUGCUUUUUGGAACUAAAGAGGAGAACGAACGUCAACGUCAACAAGUGAACAGUUUCAAUAAACCUCUAAAUGUGCACAGAGCAGAUGUCAGUGAAGAAUGUCUUCAUUCUGAGAAUCGGGAGCCAGUAUUCUCUCACAUUAAAGAGGAAACGGAGGAUGAAGAUCUUCUACACGUCAAAGAAGAAGGCAAAGCAGAUCCUCUUCACCUUAAAGAAGAAGCGGAGAAGGCAGAACCCUUUCACAUUCAGGAAGAGGAGGAUGAUAUCACCAAGUUACAAUUGACUGUAGUCCUUUUGAAGAAUGAAGAUGAAGAAGACGACGGUCAAAAUGAGGAGAACUGGAGGGCUGAGCCUCCAAGCAGCAGCUCAAGUCAACACAUGGCAACCGAAAUUGAUGUAGAUCAAUGUCGACGAUCACAAGAUGACAGCCUUCUCGCGCCACUUUUAGAAUGUGACGAAAUGGUGUCACACUGUUCUGACAUUGAAGAUGAUGAUGAACACUCUUUAACAACCCAUAUUAGAACACACAUUGGGGAGAAGCCUUUUGUCUGCUCAGUUUGUAGUCAAAGAUUCGCUUGGAAGGGGCAUUUAAACUCUCACACACGAACCCACACUGGGGAGAAACCUUUUGCCUGUUCAGAGUGUGACCAAAGAUUUUCUGAAAAGGGAAACUUAAAAAAACACACAAAAACGCACACUGGAGAAAAACCUUUUGCCUGUUCAGUUUGCGGCCAAAGAUUCUCUGAAAAUGGGAAUUUAAGAAAACACAUUAAAACCCACACUGGAGAGAAACCCUUUGCCUGCUCAGUUUGCGGUCAACGAUUCUCUGAAAGGGGAAACUUAAGAACACACACAAGAAGACACACUGGAGAGAAGCCUUUUACCUGCUCAGUUUGUAGUCAACAAUUUGCACGGAAGGGACAUUUGAAUGCACACACAAGAACACACACUGGGGAGAAACCUUUUUCCUGUUUAAUUUGUGGUCAAAGAUUUUCUGUAAAAGGAAACUUAAAUACACACAUGAGAACGCACACUGGGGAGAAACCUUUUUCUUGUUCAGUUUGUGACAAAAGAUUCACUGAGAAAGGACAUUUGAAAACGCACACGAGAACACACACUGGGGAGAAACCAUUUGCCUGCCUAGUUUGUAGGAAAAUAUUCUCUCGUAAGGCAUCUUUAACCAUACACACAAGAAGACACGCUGAAGAGAAAAACAAUUAACUUGGAAGCAGUUAAAAACACUUAUAUUUGCUUUUAGAGUCACUGUAAAGUGUUAGUAUCAGUAGUGGGAUUUCAGGGUCGAGCAAGAAUUUGACAAGACGCACAAGAAGCCAACUUUGUGGGAAACCCUUCAGCUGCUAUUUCUGUGAGAUAAAUUAUUCUAUAUUUUAACCAUUCAUUUACUGUAAGAAUCAAGCUGGUUGCUGGGAAGUCCAGCAGUAACUUUCUUGACAUAAAUUGGAACAAAACUGUUUCUUUUUUGUCAGCUGUGAACGCAGGUAUGUGAUCUUCAAUGAAAUACAAGUUUUCAUACAGUG